UCUAAAAAAAAAAAAAAAUAGAGACACCCUAUUUAAAUGACAAAAAUAACCUCAAUAGACAUGAGUGCACAUUAGUUUAGUUUACUCUAUAAGCCAAAACCCUGAGCUGUAAGGCUGUAACCCCAUAUGCAUAGACUAAUUACUCCCUAAUUAGCACCCAAACUAAUAAUUACUACAAAAAAGCAAAGGAAGAAAAAGUCCAACAGAAGAAUAAGGAAGAACAUAAAAGGGGUUAAGAAAACAUCAAAAAAAGAUCAAUAAUUUUGGGUUUUCUGCUUGAAUUUCUUUUGGGUUUUGUGAAAUUCAUCAGAAAAAUUUAUUUAUUUAUUUUUGGGUUUUGUGAAAUUCAUCAGAAAAGUUCAUUUAUUUAUAUUUUCUGGUAAAAAGAUGGCAACUUUUGGAGGAACAACCCAGAAAUGCAAAGCCUGUGAAAAGACUGUGUAUUUGGUUGAUCAGCUUACUGCUGAUUCCAAAGUUUUUCACAAAGCUUGUUUCAGAUGUCAUCACUGUAGAAGUACUCUCAAGCUUCACAAUUAUAGCUCCUUUGAAGGGGUGUUAUAUUGCAAGCCUCACUUUGAUCAACUUUUCAAAAUGACUGGCAGUUUAGACAAAAGCUUUGAAGCUGCACCUAGAAUUGUUAGAGACAGAUCUUCUGAGCAGGGUCAGACCAACAGCAAAGUCUCUAGUCUGUUUGGUGGUACACAAGAAAAAUGUGUUUCUUGCAAGAAAACUGUUUACCCAAUUGAAAAGGUGGCCGUAGAUGGAAAUGCAUACCACAAGGCAUGCUUCCGGUGCAGUCAUGGAGGAUGUGUCAUAAGCCCAUCGAAUUACGUUGCUCAUGAGCAUCGCCUCUAUUGUCGCCAUCACCAUUCCCAACUGUUCAAACAAAAGGGUAAUUUCAGUCAAUUGGCGACUCAUAAUCAGGUAAACGGAGCUUCUAAUGGUGUUGAAAAUGGAGUUACUACUAAUGGAGUUACAAUUACGAAUGGUGUUUCGGAUGGAAGUGUCGAUGGGACGACUGAGAAUGUCGUAGCUUCCGCUUGAAAACUAUCUUAUGAUUGUGUGCUAUGUUGUAUGUAAUCUUUGCAUCAGAAGAAGGUUACUGUUAUUUCGAAGUGAAAUGAGAGUUUUAUGAGCAUACUGUGUAGAGAGAUUUUUCUUAUAAAGUAUAUGUUUGAAUCAUGAAAAUCAAUACUAGUGUUCUGUUUCUUGGCUUUGAACCUUCUAAACAUCUAAUCUUUCUUAAAAUGUCAGCGCCUUCACAUAUAGGCAGUGGUGCCAGCAGGAUUGUUUUGUUCAUGCUCUUGGGUGAAUAUUCAGAUCACAAAGUGUUUGAUUGUCAAGUUUCAUGAAUUGGUUGGUUAAACAAUUGAUUUCAUGAACUUGUUGCGAGAGAUGUAGUAGAAUUAUGAUGAAGUAUGAUUAAUAUGUGGAGUAACAAGAUUUAUAAAUAAUCAAAACUAAUCCUAUCAUUUUAAGGUGCUCACCCCCUCUUGUCCAAAAUACAGUCCUUUGUAUUUUUAAUUUUAGCUUAUACUAAUAUAUGAUAUAUAAUUUAAAGCGUAAAUAAAUACCACAAAACUACU
Messenger RNA from Amaranthus tricolor (Joseph's coat), 1586 nucleotides. RefSeq names its product LIM domain-containing protein WLIM1-like. Gene Ontology annotation, biological process: actin filament bundle assembly. Bases 388 to 1044 code for a protein of 218 amino acids. Lineage: Eukaryota; Viridiplantae; Streptophyta; Magnoliopsida; Caryophyllales; Amaranthaceae. The record is from RefSeq and is a predicted model, not a curated record. Gene Ontology annotation, molecular function: actin filament binding. Gene Ontology annotation, cellular component: plasma membrane; actin cytoskeleton. The transcript has 5 exons.